This is a messenger RNA of Coffea eugenioides, 2863 nucleotides long. RefSeq lists its product as uncharacterized. The coding region runs from base 210 to 2465 and encodes 751 amino acids. The transcript has 14 exons. The record is from RefSeq and is a predicted model, not a curated record. Lineage: Eukaryota; Viridiplantae; Streptophyta; Magnoliopsida; Gentianales; Rubiaceae.
UCUCUCUAAUCUGCAAAAGCAAGGCCAACGCCCCUCCACUCACCCGCGCAUCCACUCUCUCCUCCUCCUCCUGUUUCACCCGCCUGAUGUGAAAAAACGAUUCAAGAAUCUAUCUUUCCACUUGUUGGAUUCAAAAUGGCGUCUUCUUCUUCACCCGCCUGAUGUGAAAAACGAUUCAAGAAUCUAUCUUUCCACUUGUUGGAUUCAAAAUGGCGUUUCUAUCAUUACAAUUCGUCAAUGGCACAAUUGCUUUGUCAACAACAACCUCAUCAACAACAAUUCUGCCCUCUUUUUCCCCUAUUCUGUCCAAAGUUGCUGCUGCUACCCCUUCUUUUUCUGCAGCUUCUGCAGUUCAAUGUUGCUCUCGAGUCUGCCACCAAGUACCCUCCGCUGGCCGUCCUCCUGCUCCUGGAUUGCAGUCUCCUCAUGAUGUCAAGAUAAACAUUAACAACAACGAAAAAGGUCCUCCCAGUGCGAGAGAGCCUGCUGAUGGAGAUUCAGAGAAGGCAGCAGUAGAAGGGAGUGAGAAUGGUAGUGAUGGGAUAUCGGGAAUUGAAGUUCCUAGGCCGAGAUACAUCUCCAUUUCUAAGGCAAGGCUCCUCAACGCCAUCGUUUCCGAGUUGUUCGACUCACAACUCGAGGCCGACCACUUUCUUCAUCUUUCCAAAUGCUUGGAUUCUAUACUUCUUGCUGAGCACAAAUGCAUCUUAGAGGAAAUGCGGCUUGACUAUGAUCUGACGAAUUCUGUGGAGAGUGAGGGGAAUGUUUACCAAGGUUUAUCUAAUCUGGAAAGAAAAUCUGAAUCAAAUGGAAAGAAUUCUUAUGCUGCUGGUAGCAUGGAAGAAUAUGGGGUGAAUGGGUUUGACAAUAAAAAAUCUGAUCUUUCUUCUGAGUUGGCUUCUCUAUUGGCUUCUUUUUCUGACAAUAUGAAGACAAAUCCCAUGAAAAGAGUUUUUUGUAGAGUUGCUGUGCAUGCCCGUUUUCAGCGUUCGUUUGUGCAGCUGCUUUCUAAUGCCGAGUUUGAAGAAUUGUCAGUUCGGGAUUUGCUAUUGACAUCCUCUUUAAAUACCGAUUACCUUCUCACUUUGCCAAUAUAUGUUGACUGGAGAAGGGCUUCUGAAUCAAAUGCAAUCAUUUACAGGCGAGGUCAUGCGACUGAGAGGCAGAAAGGAUUGUUAACAGUUGAAAAACUGGAUUACUUGCAGUCGAUGCUGUUACAAAGAAUUUUCUUUCUCAUAUCAAGACCACUGGGGAAGUUUGGUGUAUGGUUAGCUGAGCAGGUUCUCAAAAGGAACAAACAGAUACGCAAUACAAUAUUGUGGACAGAAAAUCUAAAUGACUGGCUGAAGAAAUUGCCAUUCUUUCAACAAUCAUAUUUGGAUGAGAUAUUCUCAUCCGAAGAUGAGUUGGAAGUUGACCUUUUAACAUCCAGUGACCUUCCUAUCUGGUUAGCAGCUCAAAGGGCAGUAACUCGUUAUGAGGGAAUCUUAUCAACUACUGGGCCCCGUGGCAGGCUCUUGAGAAAGUUACUUACAUGGAUUGGACUUGCACCAUCGGCCCCAGAACAAGCGCUGGAUCUCAAGUCAAGGACCGUUGUUUGUGACUCCAAACCUUACUCAGGGCCUAUAUUCUUGUCAAGGAUAACACUUGGUGAUAUAUGGAGACCUGCUUCACUAAAACAUUGUGGAAAUGAUUUCUGGAAGAUGCUGAAAACUGCCAUUUCCAUUCUUAUCUCUCAAUCAACUCUCCAGGAGCCAGCAUUCAAAGAGUUGAUUCUGCUCUAUACAAAGGAGUUGGAUGGAACAGAUACUGAAGAUAAAGCUAAUGUUCCUCCCUUGGAGUUGAAGAUUUAUGAGAAAAUUCCUAUACCAGAUUUACCAGUUAUAUUUCCUCACAAGAAGCUUUCUUUCCGCAUCCUUGAUGCGGUACGCUUGGAUGUGGCUACUAUAUUGGGACUAUUAGCAUUCUUCAUAAACUACAAGUUUGAGGACAUUUUAUCUUCCCCAUCGGCUAUACUUCUGGAUGUAAUUACAGUUAGUGCACUUUUAAUAUAUGUUUUUCGUGUGGUCUUGGGUUAUAAAACUACCAGGGAUCGGUACCAACUUCUCGUUAACAGGACACUUUAUGAGAAAACUGUCGCAAGUGGCUUUGGUUCCGUUUUCUUUCUCCUUGAUGCUUCUCAACAACAGCAAUACAAGGAAGCCAUUCUUGCAUAUGCAAUCCUACUUAAAGGAGAGAAUUGCCAGAUGGUUUCUGCAAGGAGGGUUGGAGACGAGUGUGAGAAAUUUAUUUUUGAUGUUUUCAACGAAAAGAUUGAAAUGCCAAUUGACAAGGCAAAGAACACGUUGUUGAGGCUUGGGCUUGUAACGGAAACAGCUUUGGAAGACGGAACUAUACUCCAGGCUGUUCCCUGCUCUAGGGUGGCUGAGAUUCUUAGACAAAAAUGGGAUGGCUUGCUUGCUUAAGUUUGUAUGGUUGAAUAGUGGAUGGUUGAGCUAUGCCCUCUCUGCUUAAGUGAUGCUGUCACCUCGGCUUGUUGCUGAGAUGGGGAACACGAGUUAUUGGUUCUGUUAUGUGAUGGCAUGCAUUGGCAUUCUGGAGCUUUUCUCAUUCAUAAAUGGCAGAGGAAGGAUGUAGAAAGGAGAAUGAGGAUGUUAUUGUGAUUUUCUGUAAAUUCUUUGUUAGGUUAAUCAAUGUUAAUUCAUGCUCUCCAGAAACCACCUGUAUCAUGUACAAUUUCCUCUGGAUAUGGAAGACAACUCCAUGUUUGAAUAAAAUAGAGGAGGAGGAGGUCAUAGUUUGUUGUUACAAGCAUUGAUAUUCUUUGCUGCUAUAGCCAUUGAAACUCUUUGAUGGUGAUGUA